AUGAACUUUGAGCCUGUGAUUCAGAGGCCAAAGAACAACCACAGCAAAACAGUGAAAGACAGUGUUUAUUAUCCCAGUGUUGUCAGCCUACGCCAGGACAACAUGGAGGAGAGCACGGAUAAUCCUCAAAAUGAAUUGAAAAGCCGCACGGAGGAGCUGCGUCUUGUUCUUUUUGGUCACGGAUGGCUCCAGAAGAGUUUAACCGGAAACACAAUUCUUCAACAAAAAAUGUUUGACACCGGGCGAGACGUGAAGAUGUGCGUCAGGAGGCAGACCCUGAGCCAAGACGGAAAACGAAUGAUCAUGGUCAACACUCCAGACAGAUGGCUCCAAUACCACGUACAAGACCCCAGUUUAAUGAACGACAACAUGGCAGAGUGCUUGUCCAUGUGUCAACCCGGACCACAUGCCUUUCUCAUGGUGGUGCCUCUUGGACUGAGCCAAGGCAGAGAGUGGACAGUGGAAGGACCUUUGUCACUGCUCAAUGAUCACGUAUGGAAGAAGACUAUUGUCGUAUUCACCAGACCUGAAAAGUUAAAUGGGAUUACAGUAGAAGAUUACAUCAUAGAGAGGCCGUUUCUCAAGCCGCUUCUGGAGCGAUGUGGACACAGACACCAUCUUUUAGACACCAGCUUUUAUGGACACGAGAGUCAAGUGCGAGAGCUACUGGAAAGAAUUGGUGCAAUGGUGGAGGAGGACACACAGAAUUGGGGUUCAACUGAAAUGGAGAACAGAGAAAAGGUGGAGGUGAAAGCCAAAGUCAGGCAAAGUGAUGUAAGGGCGACAAAAAGUGCGCUGAGAUCCCUUUUUGAAACGCAUGCACCAGCUAAAGAGCAACAUAUUCUGGUCGUCGGUCGAAAGCAAGUGGGAAAGUCUUCUACUUGCAAAACUCUCCUCUGCCAAGCUCAAGUUCACACCAAGAAGAUCACAGUAGUGGACACUCCGGGGUGGCAUGGCCGUGAGAAGGAAGAAGCUCGGCAAAGCAUAGUAGUAGAAGGAGAAAGGUUUGACAAAAAGCUGAGAGAGAUGCUGGAGCUACGAGGUCACAUGGAAGCAGAGGCGAUUAAGCUACAAGAGGAGAAAAAACGCCUAGAAACCGAAAAUGAAUGUACCAAAAUGAUGCUGCAUUCAGUGGUGACAGAGGUCCAAAAGCAGUUUAAGAAGAAGCUCAAUCUUCAGAGGAAAAUGGCAACAGAUGUGAGCACUUCAGAGAUGCUUUUCAGGCUGGAAAAUGAUGAAGAUGAUCACAGCAGCCAAUCACGUGAAGUUGAAAAGAAGCCUCAGUCUCCCCUCUCUUCUGGAUGGGUGCUGGCUGCAGGAGCUGCCCUGGGAGCUGCUCUGGGUUCUGCGCUCGGAGGUGUGGGGGGGCGGAGCCAGCAGAGGGGUGUGGUUGAGGGAUUUCUCACAGCCGCCCCCAAAACGGCAGUUUUGUUCCAGAAUCCCUCAAACCUCGUCCUUGACUUCUGGGAGGGGUAUGAGGCGGGAAACUGGUCGCAGGUAGAAGAACCGGAAGGAAGGAAGCCGGGUCUGAGCAAAGAGAGGGAAACUGAGGGUGGCGUAGCAAAGGAGUGA
Messenger RNA from Knipowitschia caucasica, 1572 nucleotides. NCBI's taxonomy places the organism in Eukaryota, Metazoa, Chordata, Actinopteri, Gobiiformes, Gobiidae. The record is from the annotation of a GenBank genome assembly.